Messenger RNA from Eimeria necatrix, 861 nucleotides. RefSeq names its product SAG family member. The record is from RefSeq and is a predicted model, not a curated record. Bases 1 to 861 code for a protein of 286 amino acids. The transcript has 5 exons. Lineage: Eukaryota; Apicomplexa; Conoidasida; Eucoccidiorida; Eimeriidae.
AUGUCUCGUCUUGGGUUGCUGGCGUGCUGUGGGGGACUGCUCGCUGCAGCGGCCUCAGGGGACACUUCAGAGACAGUCACCAGUCAAUACGCGGCCGUUAACCCUCACAACAACAGCCUGAUUGCACGAUCACUAUUUGUUCAAGCAACCGGAGCUCCAAAAGCGCAGGACAAAACUGACGAGUGUUUGUCUGCUGUGAACGCCUUACGAACGGACGGCCUUAAUUACUUUCUCCCAACUAUCAUCAAGGCCGAAAAUGCCGAAGUAUUUGAAAGCUUAGGCGAAAAAACUACUGAGGAACUGCUGAACGGAGAGGAUGCCUCUCAAUAUUCAACUUCUGGUGGCCAAGGUAAAGACGAUGUUAAUUUUACCUUGGCAAUUGCAGCGAAGCUCGCCGGGGCAAGCGCACAGAACUGUGAUUUGGGAGAAGCAGCCAACGCAAAAAAGUAUCGUGGAGUCGUUGUUCCAUUCGCAGCAUCUAGUAGCUUCGACUGCGGAACUCUGAUCGAAGCGUCUUUUACUGCUGGACUACGCCAUCUGCAAAUGGAGAAAUUUAUUGCGGCAAAAGGCACGUACAACGUGACAAAGGCUCCAUUUAACAAUGUAGCAGCCAGUAAUGUCGCCUUCAUGAUGUCGGAUAAAAGCAGCAAAAUGUCAUGUGCGGCCACCACCAACUGCGAAGCAGGCUAUAAUGUUUUGUACUGUCACUUCAUAGAGUCACUUAAGACCGGCGAUUCAACGUUCCCCGUUGAGUUAUAUAACGCUCUCUUGAAACGGCAGGAAGGCACAGCGUGGACCGCAGACCCUGGCUUUGUCACCAUAAUAUUUUCUAGUGCACUGCUUCUACUGAGUGGACUUUAG